Pistacia vera is the source of this 1057-nucleotide messenger RNA. RefSeq lists its product as uncharacterized. The record is from RefSeq and is a predicted model, not a curated record. The transcript has 7 exons. NCBI's taxonomy places the organism in Eukaryota, Viridiplantae, Streptophyta, Magnoliopsida, Sapindales, Anacardiaceae. The coding region runs from base 49 to 720 and encodes 223 amino acids.
AACAAAACCAAAUGGACAGCGAAAUGCCAAGUGGCUUGCCAUGAAGCCAUGAGUUUCCCUCUCCAGCUUCGUUCUUUAUUUCCUUCUCGUCGACUUCUUCUUCAUCAGGCCUUCUACCAACAAAUCAUCCCAACAAGAAACUUCGCCAUGGACUCACGGAACCAUUCCCAAGAUAGUAAGGAGAGUACAGUGGAUGAGACGAGGGAAAGUUGCGCCAAAGGAGCGUGCGAUUAUACUUCAGUGAAGCACGCUUCUCAUAUUAUCCCUCACCUUCUUAAGUUAUAUGGAUCUUGUGCCACCGCUCGUGACUUUGAAAUCUAUGCUCCGGGUGCUUCCUUUGAGGACCCGCUUAUGUGUGCUCAGGGGGUGCCCCAGAUCAAAUCAGCAUUCUAUUCGCUUUCCAAGGUUUUUAGUGAGUCAAAAAUUACUGAAUACAGUGUCAAAGAAAACGUUAUUUCACCUCAGAAGCUAGAGAUACUAAUCGACAAUAAGCAACAUUACAAGUUUUUGGGGAGAAACAUAGAUAUGAUCUCACUUAUUAAGCUGCAUGUAGAGGAUGGAAAAAUCGUUCGACAUGAAGAUUGGUGGGACAAGAAGCCUCUCCGAAAUAGAGAAACGUUUAAGCUGCCGUUGGUUGGCCAUAUAUUGGAAAUGAUUCGCAGAGGUUCAAUGCUAGCAACUCAUGCUAUGAUGGGGUUCGGAAAAGAUCCAUCCAGCUAAGUUCUUCUCAAAAACUAAGACAGAAAUAUUAUAUAUCCUCCAGAUUUCCAUCGAGCUCGGCUCUGGAUUCUCUUGGUAUCAGAAAUUUGGACAAUAAUUAGCAUUUCAAGGUAGUAUACAAUAUGGUGUGUAAUCAUUUAGUGCCAAGUCUUCGUUUUUACAUGUGUAUAUGUUUGUAAUCUUCCCAAAUGAAUUAACUUUUUCUUUUUGGGGCAAUAUGUCAUGGUGGCCAUUUUGCAGAAUGAACCUGCUUUCCCUUCUUCUAAAUUGUGCAAAUACUUUCAGACUGAGAUAAUAUAAUGACUGCAAUUGCAGCGUGAAGCUUUUUGAUUUGUUA